Molecule: messenger RNA, 2290 nt
Organism: Solanum pennellii
Lineage: Eukaryota; Viridiplantae; Streptophyta; Magnoliopsida; Solanales; Solanaceae
Product: 7-deoxyloganetic acid glucosyltransferase-like
Exons: 2
Coding region: 180-1613 (477 amino acids)
Molecular function (GO): UDP-glycosyltransferase activity
Source: RefSeq, a predicted model, not a curated record
GAAACAAGGAAAACUACAACAACUCCAUUUAUUAAUGGAAUCCUAGGCUGAGUAUCUUUGACAAAUCUUUUUCUCUCGUCAUUCUUUAAAAACUUAUCAGUAAUAAAAGCAAUGGAGCAGCUAUAUAUAUACAUAUAUCUUAUCUCCCAUUCCCAACAAGAACAGUAGAAGAAGCAAAAAUGUGUCCUCAUGUGCUCCUCUUUCCCCUUCCAAUUCAAAGCCCUAUCAAUUCCAUGCUUCAACUUGCCGAGCUUUUUUGCCUUGCCGGUUUACAAGUUACUUUCCUCAACACGAAUCACAAUCAACAGCUUCUCUACCGUCACACCGACGUCGAAUCCAGAUUCAGGCAGUAUCCUAAAUUUCAAUUCCGGACUAUUUCCGAUGGUCUUCCCGACGAUCAUCCCCGGUCGUCUAUACUGUUUGGAGACCUUAUUACUUCCUUGCAAGCUGUGGCAGAGCCUUUUCUUAGAGAAAUAGUAACAGAAUCCGGUGUCACGUGUGUUAUACCUGAUGGAUUAUUUUAUUAUGCAGUGGAUAUUUGUAAUGAGGUUGGAGUUUCUGUUAUUUCAUUUGAUACUAUUAGUCCUUGUUGUCUAUGGGUUUAUCUCUGUUUCCCAAAACUCAUUCAAUCUGGAGAUAUUCCCUUCAAAGGAAAUGAUUUGGACGUGUUGAUAGAAAAUGUACCUGGCAUGGAAGAUCUUCUACGGCGUCGAGAUUUUCCAUUCUAUCGUCUUACCAAUUGUGCAACGGACCUCUAUUGUCAACUUGCUCUCAAGGAAAUCCAAAGUAUACCUCGAUCCCAUGGACUCAUAUUAAAUACAUUUGAAGAUUUAGACGGUUCGUUACUCUCUAACAUUCGCACUCAUUGUCCACAAACAUAUGCGGUUGGACCGCUACAAUUGCAACUCAAAACUAGGCUUUCUGAUAAAUCAAUGUCCUCUUCGAAUAGUUUGCGGGAAGAAGAUGACAGUUCGAUUCAAUGGCUUGAUGCACAGCCCGUAGAAUCAGUAAUCUAUGUAAGUUUUGGAAGUCUUGCAACUUUGACAAAGGAGGAAAUGUUGGAGUUUUGGCAUGGAUUAGUAAAUAGCGGAAUCAGAUUUUUGUGGGUCAUGAGGUCCGACUUAUUGAGGGAAGAGAAGUUUAGCCACCAAUUUGUUAAGGAGCUAACGGAUGGUUCCGAAGAAAGAGCUUACAUAGUGAGUUGGGCUCCACAAGAGAAAGUACUAUCCCACCCAGCUAUCGGUGGAUUUUUAACUCACAGUGGAUGGAACUCGACUAUGGAAAGUAUUGUUGAAAGAAAACCCAUGAUCUGCUGGGCUGUUUAUGUGGACCAGCGAGUCACUAGUAGAUUUGUGGGUGAAGUGUGGAAAAUUGGGUUGGACAUGAAAGAUAUUUGUGACAGAUACAUUAUUGAGAAGGCAGUGAAAGACUUGAUGGUAACAAAUAAGGAUAAGUUGAAGAAAUCAGUUGACAAGUUAUCUAUGUUGGCAAAAAUUAGUGUUGGAGAAGGAGGUUCAUCAUACAAUGCUUUUGAAUCUCUCGUCAAUGACAUUAAAAAGUUAGGAAGAAGAGACAAGGAUAUCAAUCCUAACUGCAUAAGAUACACAGGGUAAUGCUACCAAUCAUUGAUUGUAUCAUUUCUUGUUCUUUUAUUGGAUACUACAAGUUAUUCAUACAAGUACACUAGAUAAGAAAAAGCCCGCGAUACCAUGGGGUCGCGCAAUGUUAGCGUAUAAAAUUGUAUGUUUUGCCUUUUAAAUAGGUCACUUUCUAAAAAUUGAAGUCAUGUCAGAUAUAAUCUUUAAAGAAUUAUGAUACAGAAAUAUAAACUUAUGCCUCGAAAAAAUGAUUAGAGCCACAAUCCUAAACUAUCAGCCCUUAAGGCUAUCGACCUCUGUUUCCUAGAGAAGAAAUUAGUAGUACAAAGGGUGAAUUCUGCUGUUCAUAUGAACGCACAGGACCGUCUGGAAUGCCUUAUGUUGAGCUGAAGAUCGGCUUUGGAUUUGUCAACUUCGAAGCCGAGUAAUAGAGCUGUAGUUUAGCUGAAGAUGAAGCUGCCUAAAGGUGUUACAAAAGUUGUUUGUAGAAAGCAGAGAUGAAACAGAGGUGGCUGAGAAAAUUAUGGAUCUUUGUAUGCCCAAUACCAGUCAUGACAGUUUUUUUGCUUAAUUGGUUUGCUAUAGGGUCAAAUUUAGUUUCUACAAUUGCAUAUAUACAGAGUUUUACAAAAAUUUCUGCUCUAUCUGUUGAUUUGCUGGUGAUAUUGUUAUAAGCACCAUUGAUUUUCUUA